Peniophora sp. CBMAI 1063 is the source of this 1047-nucleotide messenger RNA. NCBI's taxonomy places the organism in Eukaryota, Fungi, Basidiomycota, Agaricomycetes, Russulales, Peniophoraceae. The record is from the annotation of a GenBank genome assembly.
AUGCCGCCCCGCGCGACGGACAAGGGCAAGAAACGCGCAUCGCCUGAAGACGAAGACGAAGACGCACCCUUAAGUUCAAAGUCUAUAAAGAGGCCUAAACGCGCUGAGACGCGGCAACACGUUCAGCUCGAGUCCGAGCGCGUACAGAACAUCUUGGACCAUGUUGGUGACUUGAUUGAACACUCAGAUCCCUAUGCUGCGAGCAUAAGUUCCGAACCACUGUCACGACGACGCUCAACAGUCAAACACCAAUCACAGCCUGCUACGUAUUCUGACAGCACCACAAAGGCAUUGCGUGGAGUGCAGAAGCGCCGACGAGCGCGCCAUACGCUCCUUCGCGACGCCACACGCGAUGAUGAGCCCCGCACCGCACGCGGCAGGUCACGAGCAACAGCGCCUGAACCUUGUCCAGUUUGCCAACAGAUUAUUGCUGGGGAUCCGGAUGUAUUUGCUGCGCAUGUCGACUCCUGUCUCGCUCAUGCCGCGCUCGUUGAACAGCAAGGGCAGCAUUCUCGCUCGGGUACGCCGGAGGAAGUGGAGGCGGACGUGGACGUAGACGUGAUGGACGAAGGCGACAUGGAUGAUAAUAGCGGGGAUCCCUGGGAAGAGAUCGCGGGUCCAGACGGUGUUUCACGCUUGAGGCUACGAGCCUCUAACGCGGGCGCGCGGGCGUUGGGUUUUGAUGUGCGUGACCCUUCAGCGCAGGACGUCGAUGCAGAUGUCGAUAUCGACGGGGACGACGAGGUUGCCUUCGGAGUUGCGCAGUUCACCGAGGCAGACGUGGACGGGGCCGAGCUUCCCGGAGCAUUGGUAGAGGAAGCGGACAUUGAGGCGGCGAUCUCCAGUGCCAGACGGAAGGGAGACGACAAGGCUUUAAUCAUCGCGCUGGAAAGUAAAGUCAAAUUCUUGCAAACCGCGCCGUCUACCGUGGCCGCGGUAUCGAACUCUUCUUGCCGCAUAUGCCUCGACGCAUAUGUGGAACCGACAGUCAGCACAGGGUGCUGGCACGCGUGUUGCCCAGGCGACCUGCGUAGAGUUUUCUUGUGA